AGGCGUUGUGGCACAAUGGUAUUGAAGGCAGAACUGAAGUCCACAAACAGCAAUCUCACAUACGAGUCCCUUCUCUCCAGGUGGGUGAGGGCCGAGUGGAGGGCAGAGCAGAUGGCAUCCUCAGAGGACCGUUUGGCUCGUGUGAAAAUGUCUGCAAGGACCACAGGAAAGUACGUGAAGAAAAAGGACCGUAGUUGUCGACGACUGGAAAAUCUUUGGCUGCAGCCUUAUGUUGUGUUGCGCAGAGCAGACAUCAGUGAAGCUAUUUGUACGAAGCGGCAGGAGCCAGAGCGCACUCGCAUUAAAGAGGAAGAUGUGGGCAAAGAGGUCCAUCACUUCAAUGAACAAAUGGAGCAGAAGUUUCUUUGCAUAAUAAAAGAGGAGGAAGAGCCGGAGCGGCCUUGUAGUAAAGAGGAGGGAGAGGAGUCCUGCGACAUUAAAGAGGAGGAGGAGGAGGAUACCUGCAAGAUACCAUUGACUGGUGUUCCUGUGAAGAGUUUUGAUGAGGGUCAACAGGAGGUGAGCAAAGGGGCGGAGCCUCCAAGCUGCAGCUCAAGUCAAACAAUGACCAGAGAAGGUGAUGGAGAUCACUGUGGAGGAUCACGAGCAGCUCCACCAUUAGAUAGAUUAGAUGUGUCAGAUAGUCAUGACGUGUUGUCACAUAUUCCUGCUGCUGCUGAGUCUCAAAACAAACACAGGCAAUGUUCUCAGUGUGGGAAAUGUUAUGCUAAUAACAGUGUUUUGAACCGACACAUGAAAAUGCACACUGGCGAGAAACCUUUUUCCUGCUCAGUUUGUGGCCAAAGAUUCUCUUACAAGAACGUUUUAAAAAGCCACACAAGAAUCCACACUGGCAAGAAACCUUUUUCCUGCUCAGUUUGUGGCAAAAAAUUUUCAAUGAAGGGAGCUCUGAAUUUGCAUUCAAAAAUCCACACUGACGAGAAACAUUUUUCAUGCUCAGUUUGUGGCCAUAAAUUCUGGCAAAAGGAACACUUAAAAAGUCACAUGAGAAUCCACACUGGUGAGAAACCUUUUUCAUGCUCAGUUUGUGGCCAAAAAUUAUCUCAGAAGGGAAACUUAAAAAGUCACACAAGAAUCCACACUGGUGAGAAACCUUUUUCAUGCUCAGUUUGUGGCCAAAAAUUCUCUCAGAAGGGAAACUUAAAAAGACACACAAGAAUCCACACUGGCGAGAAACCUUUUUCCUGCUCAGUUUGUGGCCAAAAAUUCUCUAACAAGAUAAGCUUAAUCAAGCACACAGUAGCCCACAAAAUGGAGAUCCAGGAGAUGAGUAAUUCCCAACAUCUUUUGACACAGGUAAGUGUGAAAAUGUCUGCAAGGACCACAGCAAAGUACAUGAAGGAAAAGGACCGUAGUUGUCGACGACUGCAACAUCUUUGGCUGCAGCCUUAUGUUGUGUUGCGCAGAGAAGACAUCAGUGAAGCUAUUCGUCCGGAGCGCACUUGCAUUAAAGAGGAAGAUGUAGGCAAAGAGGUCCAUCACUUUAAUAAACAAAUGGAGCCGAAGUUUCUUUGCAUCAUAAAAGAGGAGGAAGAGCCUGAGCGGCCUUGUAGUAAAGGGGAGGGAGAGGAGUCCUGCAACAUUAAAGAGGAGGAGGAUACCUGCAAGAUACCAUUGACUGGUGUUCCUGUGAAGAGUUUUGAUGAGGGUCAACAGGAGGUGAGCAAAGGGGCGGAGCCUCCAAGCUGCAGCUCAAGUCAACCAAUGACCAGAGAAGGUGAUGGAGACCACUGUGGAGGAUCACAAGCAGCUCCACCAUCAGAUAGUGAUGACGCGGCGUCACAUGCUGCUGAUGAUGAGUCUCAAAACAAACACAGGCAAUGUUCUCAGUGUGGGAAGUGUUUUGCUAAUAACAGUGUUUUGAAACAACACAUGAAAAUGCACACAAGAGAGAAAAACUUUUCCUGCUCAGUGUGUGGCCGAAAAUUCUCUUGGAGGCAAAAUUUAAGUAGGCACACAAGAAUCCACACUGGUGAGAAACCUUUUUCAUGCUCAGUUUGUGGCCAGAAAUUCUCAGAGAAGGGAACCUUAAAAAGGCACACAAGAAUCCAUACUGGCGAAAAACCUUUUUCAUGCUCAGUUUGUCGCCAGAAAUUCAGUCACAAGGGAAACUUAAAAAGUCACACAAGAAUCCACACUGGCGAGAAACCUUUUUCAUGCUCGGUUUGUGGCCAAAAAUUCAGUCAGAAGGAAACCUUAGAAAGGCACACAAGAACCCACACUGGCGAGAAACCUUUUUCAUGCUCAGUUUGUGGACAAAAAUUCUCUCAGAAUGGAAGUCUAACAUUUCAUACAAGAACCCACACCGGCGAAAACCCUUUUUCAUGCUCAGUUUGUGGCCAAAAAUUCAGAAAGAGUGCAAAUUUAAAAAUGCACACAAGAAUCCACACUGGUGAGAAACCUUUUUCAUGCUCAGUUUGUGGCCAAAAAUUCAGAAAGAGGACACAUUUAAAAAGGCACACAAGAAUCCACACUGGUGAGAAACCUUUUUCAUGCUCAGUUUGUGGCCAAAAAUUCUCUCAGAAGGCAAACUUAAACAGUCACACAAGAAUCCACACUGGCAAGAAACCUUUUUCCUGCUCAGUUUGUGGCCAAAAAUUCUCUCACAAGAUAAGCUUAAUCAAGCACACAGUAGCCCACACCUAAUGUUAGAAUAAUUAGGAACCGUUGGUCUCAUAUCUACGCUCAAGCCAACAUAUCUGUCUAGCUUUAAGGAGUUCUUAUACUCCCUUCCUUUUCUUAGCUGUGAGAGGCCCUCACUAGUUAUGAACAGAACACUUUUGUUCUUUGUAUAGUUCAAUAAAAGUUAUUUCUCUUUUAUACCUUGUAGUUUCUAUUCAUGAAUUGUUGUUGACCGGGACCGUUUUUAAGUUAUCCCUGCCUUUUUGUUCCACGACUUUGUCGGUCAGUCCUGUUGUUGGUUUUGUUGUACCAUGAUUUUCUUAAAAAAAAAAAAAAAAAUUGUACCCAUGUAUAAUGCGCACCCCAGAUUUUAGGACAAUAAAUUAGUUAAAUUUUGCGCAUUAUACACGGAAAAAAACGGUAUAUUGAUUCUAUUAGAAUUAAUUUAACUCGAGUGGUCAGAGACGGAUGAGGGCCUUUACCCCGGCUUGUCGAACCCUUUAAUGGGAAGCCGGUCACUUUGAUAAAAAGUGCACGUUUGACACCGUAUUCCCAUGGUCAAGCCACUUCUGAAACGUCUGACAUGGGCUAUCGAAAAGAAGCAGUAGACAGUUGCAGAGUGGUCCAAAGUCCUCUUUUCAGACGAAAGCAAGUUUUGUGUUUUAUUCGGAAAUCAAGGCGCCAAAUUCUGGAGAAAGGCCGGAGAGGAGCAAAAGCCAAGUUGCUUGAAGUCCAGUGUAAAGUUUCUACAGUUGGCGAUGGUUUGGGGAGCCAUGUCAACUGCUGGUGGUGGUCCACUGUGUUUCAUCAAGUCUCAAGUAAAUGCAGAGAUUUUAGAGUACUACAUGUUUCCGUCGGCUGAAAAGCUCUAUGGAGAUGAUGAUGUCAUUUUCCAGCAUGAUCUGGCGCCAGCCUACAGUGCCAAAACCACCAGCAAAUGCUGUACUGACAGUAGCAUUACUGUCCUCGAUUGGCCUGCCAAUUCCCCUAACCUGAACCCCAUAGAGAACUUGUGAGGUAUUGGGACGAAGAAGCUCAAAGACACCAGACCCAACAAUGCAAAUGAGCAAAAGGCUGCUAUUGAAGCAUCCUGGGCAUCCAUGACACCUCAGCCAUGCCAAAGGCUAAUUGCCUCCAUGCCACGCCGCACUGAUGCAGUAAUCCGUGCAAAAGGAUUGCCAACCAAGUACUGAGUGCAUUGAUGGACAUUUUUAAAUGUUUGAUUUUGUUUAGUGGUUAUAAAUGGUUUUAUUUUUACUUGGUCUGAGGACAUAUUCUAAUAUUCUGAGAUGGGAUAUUUGAGUUUUCUUAAGCUGUAUGCCAUAAUCAGCAAUAUUAAAAUAAUGCUUGCAAUAUUUCAGUUGAUUUGUAAUGAAUCCAGAAUGUAUGACAUUUUGGUUUUCUUAAUUGCAUUACAGAAAAUAAAGAACUUUAUCACAAUA
Messenger RNA from Syngnathus typhle (broad-nosed pipefish), 4085 nucleotides. RefSeq names its product zinc finger protein 585A-like. Gene Ontology annotation, molecular function: DNA-binding transcription factor activity, RNA polymerase II-specific; RNA polymerase II cis-regulatory region sequence-specific DNA binding. The record is from RefSeq and is a predicted model, not a curated record. The transcript is spliced from 6 exons. Lineage: Eukaryota; Metazoa; Chordata; Actinopteri; Syngnathiformes; Syngnathidae. Gene Ontology annotation, biological process: regulation of transcription by RNA polymerase II. The coding region runs from base 16 to 2667 and encodes 883 amino acids.